ACAUUUGACAAAUUUGAUCUUUCGAUUCGGCUAUUCGGCAUCUGUCGUACUCACUUUUCUGCAUUGAUUUGAUCUUAUAGUAUUUGCAUGUUUAUAAUAUACACAGGAUUAAUAAACGCAGUUAUCGAUCAGCAUGUUGCUGACCAUAUAUAAUUUGCCGUCAUCGACGCGGUAUACAGACGUGAAAGCGUUGAUACAGAGUAAUUGUGGCCUGAGCGAGGUGAUCUUGGAUAAUUUGGUAAAUGAUGUAAAUAAUACGAAGAAAGUGACUGUCGGGCUGCCCGAAGAGGAAGAUGCUGCCAUACUUACGAGGAAAAUUAACGGCAUGAUGGUAGAAGGAAAGAUUUUGUAUGUUGAAGCACUUAAGAAAAAGCAGGCAAACAUUAAUCAACAUCAACAGAAAUUACCGACGCCAGCUUAUGAAGGGGGUCCGCAAGCUAUGCAGCAAAGACAGCAACCAACUGCCCUGAUGCAAACACCAAUACCACGGCCUACGCUGCUCCAGCAACCAAUGCUGCAGCAGCCGUAUUACCAGCAGAACAAGUACCAUCAGCAACCCGCUCCGUCAGGGUUCCCCAACAUGCCGCUUCAACCACCGCCCAUGCCCUUUCCUGGGCUCUUUAGGGUACAGAAUCCAACUGCCAGCUAUGGCUAUCCACAACAAAUGCAGUACCAACCAUCACAGCAACCUAUGGUGGGGCAAAAUCUGGUGGGGUUUGAUAAAAGAGGGGCUCCUCUUGGAUUCGGCAGCCAAGAUAACAAUCCCAAAGCCAGUUUAAAUCAAAAUGAUUGGAAUAUGGCCGGGGAUGCCUCUGGUGGGAAUCAAAUGUCCCAACAGCACAAACCUAGGUUGCAACGAUGGGAGGCCACUGAUGAUCGAAGCAGUCGCCGAGAGAGUGCGCCUCGUGACUCCAACCGAAACCAACCUUCGCGCUUCGGACGGGAACCGUCUUCCCGUGACACGGGCCGUAACUCAUCUUCUCGCGACGUCGGCCGUGAUUCGUCUCGGCGCAGCUAUGGACGAGAUGUUCCCUCGCGCGAUCGUGACCGGAACUUCGAUCGCAGUCGUCGGCGGGUUACGCCUACUAACCUGGGAUCCGACCGCGGUCGGAAUGUGUCAAACCAAUAUGGGCAGGAUCGGGGUCGGGAUGCUACCAAUGACUUCGGCCACGAUCGUGGCCGGGACGCACCGAACGACUUCGGGCGCGAUCGUGGUCGAGAUGCAACUAGCGAUUUCAGACGUGACCGCGACCGGGAUACAACUAGCAACUACGGGCGAGAUAGAGGUCGGGACGAUCCUCACAACUAUAGACGUGAUCGGGAUGCACGUAACAGCCAAGGCCGCGACACUGGCAGGGAUGCCCCGGGCCGUGACCGCGGCCGCAACGCACCGCCGCGUCGUGCAUCCCGUGAUCAUGACAGAGACUCAUCUCAUAGAAGACCUGACCAACCUCGUGUUCCUAUGAAACGCCAGUUUUCGCCUUCCGGCACUCGAGCAUCUCAAAAUACUAACCAGGGGCCUCAGCGACAACAGCGAGGUGGUCCUAAAGCAAACCAACCUCGGGAUAGGCCCCCACAACCAACGAGGUCCGAGAGUAAUUAUGUACCACCUUUAAAACAACCCAAAAAUGGCGAUGGGCCGCCGAGAGCAAGUGCUCCACAGAGACUGAGUGCUCCGCAGAGACUGAGCGGUCCGCAAAGAUCGAGCGCUCCUCAGAGACAAGGCGCUCCGCAGAGACCGAGCGUUCCGCAGAGACCAGGCGCUCCGCUGAGACCGAGUGCCCCACAGCGACCGGGCGCUCCGCAGAGACCAGGCGCUCCGCAGAGACCGAGCGCUCCACAGAGACCAGGCGCUCCGCAGAGACCGAGUGCCCCACAAAGAGCGAGCGCUCCACAAAGACCCGGCGCUCCGCAGAGACCGAACGUUCCACAGAGACCAGGUGCUCCGCAGAGACCGAACGUUCCACAGAGACCAGUUGCUCCGCAGAGACCGAGCGCUCCGCAGAAAGCGAUUGUCCCACAGCAAGCGGCUGGUCCGCAGUCAACAUUCCGCCGCCCACCACCUCCACAUCUGGCGGGGAAAGUAUAUAAAAAGAAAGACGCUAAGGAACGAGUCUUAAUCCGUUCAGCUACGUGGCGAAACCAACUCGCGUCUGCUGUUGGGAAAGAAGUUUUGAAUCUCGAUUGCGACUUGCAAGGUGUUGCCCGCGAAAAAGUUUUGACGGAGGUAAAGCGUGCUAUACGCAUUCGGGUGCAGAAAAUGUUUGGUGAAAAUCAUAAAAUGACUUUACCUGAUAUGUUAAAGUUAUAUAGGGAGAAGUAUACAGUUGAAACUGAUAAAGAAUUCUUCAAUGAAGUUAUGGCACACGUAUUGAAGGAUGGAGUCUAUCCAGAUGAUGAAGGCUUGUUAAAAGACAUUCCACACCAAAAUAUGGGCCAGAAUUUGAUACCGAAGGAGGAACCAGAUGAAGACAUCAUGCCUCAGUAUCCGCAAGGAGAUAAGAGGUUGAAUAAAUCUGUAAAGAGAACAAAUACGAUAAUGUUUGAAAAUGAGACCAUGCUCGUCUCUCAGCUGGACCCUGCCAUGCAGAAAGUGCUUGCUGAAGAGGUUGAAGCCGUCAGCGCAUCCGUUGCGGAGGAGCUCCAAGUGGAGCCGGAGCCAGAAUUCAAGGACGCCCACAACCGCCUCAAGGCUUCACUCGUCGAUGACUUCAGCAAGGCUCUCAAAGUGAAUAUUGCAAAACGGGUCCUGAAUGUUGGUCCGAUAAUGGUGAGGAUAUUCAGCAUUCCGAAGAUUGUGACCAGGACCAAGUUGAUACCAGUUCUGUCCCAGUUUGGUAUAACCAGCCUCAGGAAGUCGGAGUUUAAGAAACCUCCAAUCUACUACGGGACCUGCGAGUCGUAUGAGGCUCACGACAAACUAUGUGCUAUGGAACCGAUUCUAGUUGAUGGAUGCACAAUAAGAAUGAAACCUUUACAUCUGACUGGGAAAAUGAAAUGGUCAGGCAACUCUUCAGGCAAGAAUACAGCAUCACAAGACGUGACUGAAUCCACUGAGGAAUACUAUGAUUUAGACGAAGAAAUGGGAGAGGAGUUACAUGCAGAUGGUAACAAUAGCCAGGAGGAAGAUGAUGAUCAAAUGAACGAAGAAAUCGCUGACUCAUUCGACCAAGACGCUAGCAAUGAGCAAGAAGUUGAUGAAAAAGAAACGUCUGAACGUAACGACAGUCAAAACAGUAUUACACCAAGCACAGAAACCAAAAUAGAAACGAGUGCUGAUGAAAACACACAAGAAACAUUGGUCACUUUAGUAGAAGACAGUAAUGGACCUACGGAAGUGGAAAGAGAAAACAAAAUAGACAAUGUGGAUCAUGCAGUAGAUAAAACAGUUGAGAAAGGUGAAACUAAUGAUGGGAUUGAAGGAGAAAGCUGCAAUGAAAAUGAUGGCAAUUAUGAUGAAAACGAAGGAGAUUAUGGUGGUGAUGAAGAGGGAUAUAAUAAGAGUGGUAAUGAUGAAAUGCAAGAAGGAGGAGAAGAUUUAAUGGGAGAAGAAGAAGAAGAUCCAAAUGAUUAUGAGGAUAUUGACAUGGACAACGUCGAUGAAAAUGAUUUAGAAGAUUGGUAAUUUACUUAUCAGAAGUAGUAUUGUGUUAUUAAAUUAAGAUUGUAAAAAUAUUUUUGAAUUGUAAAUUCCAAAUCGAGUGAAGUGUAGAUUUAGGUUUUAGAUAUUUUUUUCUGUACUUAGUAUCAACAUACUAUACCGGACUUGCAUUGAUCUGGGUUUUUACCCAGUGUUAAGCAAAUAGCCGUUAUCUUUGUUGGGGAAGCUAUAUUAAGUCCCACAAGGUAAAUUAAAAUAAGUUAAAUAAGUCGCUCCCCUCGCCCGGUGUUAUGCGGCGAAUAGUUUAUUUAUUAUUUAUUUAUAUAAAGGUGCACUUAACAAUUUUUUGUAGUUAAAAUAAACUUGUGUUAUAAUAAGUAUCGAUAGCGUGGUCUAUCUGUAUCCACUAUUUAAUUUAGGCAUAACAUGAUUUUUAUAAAAAUAAAAUUUUCCAAGGAU
Molecule: messenger RNA, 4060 nt
Organism: Spodoptera frugiperda (fall armyworm)
Lineage: Eukaryota; Metazoa; Arthropoda; Insecta; Lepidoptera; Noctuidae
Exons: 11
Coding region: 134-3625 (1163 amino acids)
Source: RefSeq, a predicted model, not a curated record